CCCAGGACUCUGGGAUCAUGAUCUGAGCCGAAGGCAGCCGCUUAACGACUGAGCCACCCAGGUGCCCCCAUUUUGAGUUGAUUUUUAUAUAUGAUGUGAGGUAAGGGGUCCAACCUCAUUCUUCUGUACCUGAAUACCCAGUUGACCCUGUAUGGUUGUCAAAGACUAUUUUGUAAUGAAAUACCACCUUUCAACAAACCUCAGUGUAGUCACAUACUUUGAAAACUUCUGAUAUGGUGGAAAGAGAACAUUUUAGAGAAUAGCAAGAAGUCUAGCUUCUGGUCCCACCCUGGUACCUCCUCCCUGUAGGACUUGGAGUUAGCCCACUUUCCUUUUUGGCAUCACAUCUUUCUCAUCUACUGGGUGCGAGAAAGUAUGAGUAGAAGACUCCUAACAGGUUCUGCCAAUUAGUCCUGUGCCUGUGGCCGCUUUGUAUUUGGACGCUGAUUGUGGAGGGGGCUGGGAAGUUUCAACACUUCUCAGCAAAAUGGGCUGCUUUUGCAUCUUGUUACCUGGUGACAAUCUGUGCCAGAUCAGUUGCCCUUUGCACCUGUCAGUCAUGAGUGAGCAUCAGAAUCACCUGGAGGGCUUGUUAAAAUGCAGCGCUACCUUCCACCUCCACCCCUAGAUAGGUGAUUUAUCUGAUUUAAAUGUUCUGGGGUGGGACCUGAUAAUUGGCACUUCUAAUAGCAAUGCUGCUGCUGCUUAUCUGGGCUUUUGAACAUGCUGUUCCCUCUGCCUGGGAACCCCAUCUUCCUGUCUACCUGGCUAAUUCCGACCUGUCCAUCAGAUCUCAGUGUGGCCUCUUGGGAGAAGCCUUCCCUGGGAGUCACCCCAGCUGGACUUACAAGCCCCUUCUCUGAGGCUGUGUCAUGGUAUUUAUCACACUGGAUCAUAAUUGCCAGUUUAUUGUCUGUCUUCCCCACUUGACUGUGAGAUCCUGGAGGUCCCUCUCUGUUUUGCUCUUCAUUGGCUCCCCAGUGUCUAACACAGGGCAUGCCCAAAGCUGGAGCGGCAAGAGAGCUUUGACUUCCAGGAUCGUUUGCACCUGAGAUGGCGAGAGCCAGCAGUAGGAAGGUGGGAACAAAGCUCAGGCCCUCUUCCUUCCAUCUCUUCUGGAUCCAGGCAAAUAAAACCACUUGGGUUCUGUAUCGGUUAUUUAUUGCCACAUUAGUACUGCAUAACAAUCACAAAAUGACCAUAAGUGCUUAUUAUAGCUCAAGGGCUGGGGUUAGCUCUGCUGAUCUUGCCUGGGCUCACUCACGUGUCUGGGCGUCCACUCGGUGGCUGAUCUGGAGCGGCCUCAGCUCAGAUGAUUGAGACACCUGGAGUCUGCACGUGUAGCUUUCACCCUCCUUCUGGGACCUAACCUGGGCAUGUCCUGCUCCAGGGGAUGGCAGGAGGAUUGGAGGCUCUGGUCAUUGGAGAGGUUCACGAGAACAUUACUCUGCACUGUGGCAACGUCUCGGGACCAAGGGGCCCGGUAACCUGGUACCGGAAUGACUCGGAGCCUGUCUUCCUCCUGUCCUCCAAUUCCAGCUUCCCACCGGCUGAACCGCGCUUCUCUCUGGCAGAUGCCAGCUCGCUGCACAUCAAGGCGCUGAGGCCGUGGGAUGAGGGGAACUACACCUGCCGGGAGGUCCUGAACGAGACUCGGUGGUUCCAAGUGUGGCUGCAGGUGGCCAGCGGCCCCUAUGAGGUUGAGGUCAAUAUCUCCAGCACCGGCAGGCUCCCCAAUGGCACCGUCUAUGCAGCCAAGGGCUCCCAGGUGGACUUCAGCUGCAACAGUAGCUCCUGGCCUCCACCAAUGGUUGAAUGGCAGUUUCAGGCCCCAGAAUCCAGCACCGAGCCCUUUGGAAACAACCUGACGGUCAGCAGUUUCACUCUGCUGCUGAUGUCACAAAACCUCCAAGGAAACUACACCUGUUUGGCCACGAAUCUGCGCAGUGGGAGACAGCGAAAGGUGACCACCGAGCUCCUGGUCUACUUCCCCCCUCCAUCAGCCCCUCAGUGCCAAGCAGAGAUGUCACAAGGAUCGCUCACGCUGCAGCUCACCUGUCGCUGGGACGGGGGAUACCCAGACCCGGACUUCCUUUGGAUAGAAGAGCCAGGAGGUGUGGUCGUGGGGACGUCAAAGCCGGGGGUGGAGUUGCUGAACCAGUCCCAGCUGUCAGAUGGCAAGAAGUUCAAGUGUGUUGGGAGCCACAUAGUGGGGCCGGAGUUGGGAGCCAGCUGUGUGGUACAGAUCAGGCGCCCCUCCCUUCUCUCUGAGCCCAUGAAGACUUGCUUCGUGGGGGGCAAUGUGACGCUCACCUGCCAAGUGUCUGGGGCCUACCCCCCUGCCAAGGUCCUGUGGCUGAGGAACCUCACCCAGCCUGAGGUGGUCAUCCGGCCCAAUGGCCGCUAUCUCAUCACGCAGAACGGCCAGAGCUCCACUCUCACCAUCUGCAACUGCUCCCAGGCCCUGGAUGAGGGCUACUACGUCUGUCGGGCUGAGAACCCUGUGGGGGUGCGGGAGGUGGACAUCUGGCUGAGUGUGAAAGAACCUUUAAAUAUCGGGGGAAUUGUGGGAACCAUCGUGAGCCUCCUGCUGCUGGGACUGGCCAUUAUCUCAGGGCUUAUGUUGUAUUACAGCCCUGUGUUCUGCUGGAAAGUAGGAAACACUUUCAGGGGACAAGACAUGGGUGAUGUCAUGGUUUUGGUGGAUUCAGAAGAGGAAGAAGGGGUAGAGGAGGAAGAUGCUGAAGAGGAAGAAGAGGAGGAAGAAGCAAACGAGAGGGAGGAGUCAGCAGAAGAAAUCUGUAAGCAUGGCCGCGUUCACAGAGUGACUGCCCUGGUGAAUGGGAAUGUCGACUGGAUGGGCAAUGGACUCCAAGCUCUGCCAGACGACAGCAGUGAGGAGCAGAGUGACAUCCUUCAAGAAGAAGACAGGCCAGUUUGAAGAAAGAGAACUGUCCUCCAUUAUCCCGUCUUAAAGCUUGAAAAGCUACAUUGAAGAUGAGCUUUUCAUUCUGCUUUGACUUGACUUGCACCCCUGCCUGAGGGCUGAAAAUGGUUUGGGACACUCAGCAAAAAAGAAAAACACACAGAUUUCCUUCCAUUUUUUUUUUUCCUAAAUUGGUUUGAUUUGCUGUUAAGUUUUCUCAUUGAUGUUAAAAUGUGUUGGGAAUGGGCAGCACAUGGGGAGAAAAGGUGCCUUUGGCAUCCGAGGUGCACCCUUCACUGUGACUUCCAGCUUUAUCCAUGUUGACUGAUGCUGAUUUGGAGGGGACAGGAGUGGGGGCGGCACCUGGCCUCCGUGCUCAGUGCUCUCAGUGCACUAUUAGAGGUCCGUGACCAGCUUGCCCCAACACAUAAGGGAAUAGUGUGGGGUGAUAGGGACACAUCCUUUAUCACUGCCCAGCUAAGCUGGAAAACCAGGCUGAAGUCACCUCCCUGGAAAAGGUGAGGAUGUGUCCACUAUUGAUGCGAGUCAGUUGGAGGCAGUUUGGCUCCCAUAUUGGAGUUGCAAACAUGUAGGCUUGAAUGUGGGCCCUGCUCCUUACUGGUUUCCCGGGCUUGGGCACGUUGCUUUCCCUCUCCCGGGCCUCAGUUUCCUCAUCUGUAACAUGGGUGAAAUCCUACCUGCCUUACAGGGUGUGGUGGGGAGGAGAUGAGGUACUUGUGGAUGUGAAAGUGCCCAGCAGGUAUUCAGCAGAUGUUCCUCUCCUCUCCUCUGCCCUCCCGAGCAGAAGAAACUAUGUCCACUGUAAGUUACAAGCUGCUGCCUGGGCCUCUCUUUCUUCCUAGAAUGGUUUCAGAGGAGAGCAUUAUCAGAGCUCUUCUGAUGGUAUUUGCUUCCCUGGAGGUGUAAUUCUUUUCAAAAGAGGUAGGGGCCCCUAAGAGGAAGUGCCUUUCAUUAGAACCUCUCAUUUUGUAGAUCUUCAUAUGCAUACAAAAGCCUCUUAGGUGAUACCCUAGUAGCUUGCAGAUUUUCCCAUUCUCCGCUUUCUCCUGUGGCUUUGAAAGAAGACAGGAGAAAUAUUUUGCAAUGGAGUAUCUGGUAAUAAGUACCCCUAGGGCAGACUAGUUCAUCUGGCCUCAGUUUCUCGAUCUUAGAAAUGGGGAUGGGAAAACUUGUUUCCUUCCGACUUCUUAAGGAGAGUAUGAGGAUGCAUUGAUCAGUAAUGCAAAGUUUUGAAUGAAGUAACAACUGAUGAGUUUAAGCUGCUGUUUCCAGAUCCCUGUACAGUCAGAGACUGUUCGUCUCUGAUUUUGUCCAAAUCUCUUACAUGUCAGAGACCUAAUAAGGGUGCAAAAGAUGUGUGCUAAACAUGAAAAUCUGACUUGAGUUUGCACUCUUUAAUGUUCAUGUCCCACUUAAUGGGCAAGAGCUAGGGCCUAAGGGAGAGUUUCCUUCCUCCAAAUAACAGGGUCUGGGACUCCAGUAAGAUGAGAAGCUGGUUAUCUGCAGCAUUUCCCUGCAGGUGUGAUGGGGAGGGGUCUGUUUCCUUGGACAAAAAGACUAAACUGAGCAAAUCACUAGGAGUGAGCCCAGUCCCCAGCUCAGAGCCCUGUGGAUUGCAGGAGCUGGCUGCAGUUUCCACCCCUCAGGAAUAGGUACAAACUGCGGUUCUAAUAUGCCCGGGCUGUUGCUGCCCCGGACUUCCCGUACUUAGUACUCUGGCCAGUCCAAGUGAGUGUUCCAGAACAGGAGACUUGAGUUGCUUCUAAAGUCACUGAACUCUGAAUCCAUCUCCCUUUAGAAUCUUCCAUGAUUAAAUUCCUGACUUUUGAGAGUUCACUCUGCAGAGGCAACCAUAUUUUUUAAAAAAGAAAAGAAACGGAAAAAAAAAAUCCCUAGCUAGGAACGCAGAGAAUGAUUUGCAAGAUCACUGAGAUGCUUUCAGGAACUUCUCUUGCACACACACCUGAUGAUGGGAUAUCUUUGGGGCAGGGUUUUUCCACUAGCAACUGGGGGCUUCAAGGUCUUGUUGCCAAACACUAUACACCCUAGAUGAGCUGAGCCACGAUUUCUGUCACUCAUACCUGAGCCCUGUGUGCACAUUGAUACAGCUGGGUCAGUUAAGAGCGCAGGUACUGGCAGUCUUUGAGUUUUAAGGAUUGUUAACGAAUUAGGGCUUUCUUUUAUU
Ailuropoda melanoleuca (giant panda) is the source of this 5132-nucleotide messenger RNA. It is a transcript of the gene VSIG10, whose product is annotated as V-set and immunoglobulin domain containing 10. Gene Ontology annotation, cellular component: neuron projection. The transcript is spliced from 9 exons. NCBI's taxonomy places the organism in Eukaryota, Metazoa, Chordata, Mammalia, Carnivora, Ursidae. The record is from RefSeq and is a predicted model, not a curated record. Bases 1394 to 2941 code for a protein of 515 amino acids.